AUAAUAAUAAUUUUCUGGAUAAGAAAAAUUUCUCAUUGUUGAGGGACACUUCGAAGUACGCCAGUAUGAUGGCUGGUCUGACCACCGCGACGAUGUUUGCCGUCGCCAAAACGACGUUGUCUUUCUCCUCAUUCGAAUCCAAUUUCUUCGGUCACCAUUUUCAUCUCCGUAACCCUAAUAAUUUCUUCCUAGUCUCAAAAACAUCCCCGCACCAUCGCUGCAAUUUCUCUGUCACCGCCCGCUUCGGCAGCGGAGAUGGCCGUGGAGGCCCCCGCUUCGACUCCAGACGGUCCCGAAGGAGCGACUUUGAUGAUGAACAAGCUUUCGAUAUGGAUGGCAUCAGGUCAGCUACUGUGAGACUUAUCGAUGCACAGCAGAAUAUGGUUGGUGUGGUUUCUAAAAGAGAAGCCAUUCAAAUGGCUGAAGAUGCUGAACUUGACCUGGUAAUAUUAUCCCCAGAAGCUAAUCCGCCAGUUGUCAGAAUUAUGGAUUACAAUAAAUAUAGAUAUGAACAACAAAAGAAGAAAAGAGAACAGCAGAAGAAAAGUGCCGCCAACCGUAUGGAUUUGAAGGAGUUAAAAAUGGGUUACAACAUUGAUCAACAUGACUAUACUGUUCGCUUGAAAGCUGCACAGAGGUUUUUGAAGGAUGGUGACAAGGUUAAGGUCAUAGUGAACCUUAAAGGCCGGGAAAAUGAAUUCAGAAAUAUUGCUAUUGAGCUUAUUAAACGUUUUCAGAAUGAUGUUGGAGAGAUUGCCACUGAGGAGAGCAAAAACUUCAGAGUCAGGAACAUAUUUAUUGUUUUGGUUCCAAAUAAGGCUGUUUUACAGAAGACACAAGAACCACCAAAGAAAAAAGAUAAUCCAGUUGCAAAUGAAGUCUCAGCCAGUGUCUGAGGAAACUCUGACGUUCCAGGAGGCAUUUUGCUAGAGAAAAUUGGCUGGUAAUCUUUAUCUGUGCUCUUCAACUGGGUUGAGUCUUGAAGCUUGUGCAUAACAUUAGUGUAAUACAACAUAUUUAUUAGAUUUUUAAUAACAGAAGCAGCCUUUCCAAAUCAUAUAUUGUAACAUUUGAGACAGCAUUUUCACUUUUAAAUAUUUUUUCCUUCUAGCCAA
Messenger RNA from Mangifera indica (mango), 1115 nucleotides. RefSeq names its product translation initiation factor IF3-4, chloroplastic-like. Lineage: Eukaryota; Viridiplantae; Streptophyta; Magnoliopsida; Sapindales; Anacardiaceae. Gene Ontology annotation, molecular function: ribosome binding; translation initiation factor activity. The record is from RefSeq and is a predicted model, not a curated record. The coding region runs from base 66 to 896 and encodes 276 amino acids. Gene Ontology annotation, biological process: translational initiation; ribosome disassembly. The transcript is spliced from 9 exons.